CGAUGCACGAAAAAAUUAUCACUUAAUCGCGAUUAAAUGACCAUUUUUUCCCGAAUCGCGAUUGAGCGUCGAUUUUUUCAACCAUCGCGAUUAAUCGACAAAAAUGAAGCGAUUUUCAGCACAUGGGAAGAAUUCAUUGAUGUUUUUCCAUUCUUCAUUUUUGAUCGUUUAGAAUUUGGCCAACGCUGGUGCAAAAUCGGCUUCAUCCUCAAAGGAAGCAGCUGAAAAUGCUGAUGUUAUAGUUAGUUGUUUAUUUACCGAAAAAGCAGUGUUUGAAGCAAUGCUUGGUCGUCCUGAUAUCGCUGCUAGUGGAAAACUUCGAACAUUCUUGUGUGGUCCAGAAUCAGCUGUGGAACGUUGGCGAUCUGUUGUUCAAUGCUAUACAUUGAAAGGUGGAAUUCUAGAAGUUGGUGAAGACUGUACACAUGCGAACGUAUUGAAACUAUCGGCUAAUUACGCUCUUGUAACAUGUAUUAGUUUUUGGGCCAACUCCCACAGUGAAAAUCUUCGAAUACGGAAUUAUAAAAAUGAAGAUGUUUUUGCAUUACGUGGUGGCUUGAAAGAUAUAAAUAUGAUGAUAUCGGCAGGCGAGGAAGUUGGUGUACUAUUACCGUACGCGAAUGCCAUUCAUAAUCAUAUAAUCACAGAUUUAGCUCAUGGACAUGAAAACAAAGAUUGGGCAGUACGUGCUGAAUCAGCCAGAUUAGCCUCUGGAAUUAAAGAAGAAAAAACAGUGAAUGAAAAAGAGAUGUGA
This is a messenger RNA of Didymodactylos carnosus, 754 nucleotides long. The record is from the annotation of a GenBank genome assembly. NCBI's taxonomy places the organism in Eukaryota, Metazoa, Rotifera, Eurotatoria, Philodinida, Philodinidae.